Molecule: messenger RNA, 2319 nt
Organism: Maudiozyma saulgeensis
Lineage: Eukaryota; Fungi; Ascomycota; Saccharomycetes; Saccharomycetales; Saccharomycetaceae
Source: the annotation of a GenBank genome assembly
AUGUCUCAUUGCCGAUCGCUGUACAAGUUAAUUAUAAGAAAUAUGUCAUCUACAGCUGAGAGUGUUAAUACCAAGGUUGUUCAGCCAAAAUGGAAUGCACCUGAACCAAAACAAUCCAAACCUGUUUUAAAAUUAUACAAUACUUUAACCAGGACGAAAGUACCUUUUGUUCCUCUUUCUGGUACUAAGACUGUUAGUUGGUAUUCAUGUGGUCCUACUGUCUACGAUGCUUCCCAUAUGGGUCACGCUAGAAACUAUGUCUCUAUUGAUAUUAACAGAAGAAUCAUGAGUGAAUAUUUUGGUUAUGAUAUUAAGUUUGUGCAAAACGUUACAGAUAUUGAUGACAAAAUUAUUAUUAGAGCUAGACAAAAUUUUUUGUUCGAUAAUUUUACUAAGGAUGUAGCAAACAUUGAUGAAUCUAUUGUGUCAAAAGUUACUGAUGCUACCAUGGCAUAUAUCGUCAAAAACUUGAAUGAUCAAUUGCCUAGUAUUGAUGAAUUUGAUAAAUGGGCCGCUAGUUUAAAUGUUGAAGAUGAAAAGAUGAAAAAUCCUAAAUUCCCAAUGCACACAACUGCUGUUUCCAAUGCGAUUUCUGCCUUGAAAGAGAACCGUAGUGACGUUACCAAAUUCUUCAACUUAAGUAAAGAUGUCCUUGUUCCGGUUCUUGACAAAGAAUUAGGUGCCACAGUCAACGAUCCAGAAGUGUUCCGUAAAUUACCUGCCAGCUGGGAAAAUGAUUACAAUAACGAUAUGGCUCAAUUGAAUGUCCUACCACCAAGUGUCACUACCCGUGUCUCCGAGUACGUUCCAGAAAUUGUCGAGUUUGUUCAAAGGAUUAUUGAUAAUGGGUACGGGUACGCUACCGACGAUGGUAGUGUUUACUUCGACACUGUAUCCUUUGAUUCUAGUGAUAAACAUAGUUACGCUAAAUGUCAACCAUGGAAUAAGGGUCAAUUAGAUCUAAUUGAAGAUGGUGAAGGUUCAUUAUCUACAAACACAAAGGAGAAAAAAUCUAAGAAUGAUUUUGCACUAUGGAAGGCUUCGAAACCAGGUGAGCCUGAAUGGGAAUCUCCUUGGGGUAAAGGUAGACCAGGGUGGCAUAUUGAAUGUUCUGUAAUGGCUAGUGAUGUCCUUGGUAGUCAAAUUGAUAUUCAUUCAGGUGGUAUUGAUUUAGCAUUCCCUCAUCAUGAUAAUGAAUUGGCUCAAUCUGAAGCAUGCUUCGAUAACGAACAAUGGAUCAAUUAUUUCUUACAUACUGGUCAUCUACAUAUUGAAGGUCAAAAGAUGUCUAAAUCUUUGAAGAAUUUUAUUACCAUCAAAGAAGCAUUAAAUAAUUAUUCUGCUAGACAACUAAGACUAGUUUUUGCCUCUGCACAAUGGAAUAACCAACUUGAUUUCAAGGAGAGUCUUGUAAAUGAAGUGAAAUCUCUAGAAACUUCAUUUAAUAAUUUCUUCCAAAAUGUUAGAGCUUUGCAAUCUGAUAAUUCUCACAAGCAAGAAGGUAUGUCUCACAACAUCUCCAAGAAACUGACCUCUUUAGAAACAAAAUUAUUACAAGAUUUACAAUCUACUCAAGAAAAGGUUGACAUUGCAUUCUGUGAUAAUCUUGCCACUGCGCAAGCCAUUAAAGCUUUGAGUGACUUGGUAACAAUCACUAACUCAUACAUUUCUUCUGUCGGUAACGAUUUGAAAAUUGAACCUGUCUUAGAUAUUUGUAAAUACAUUACCAAAAUCUUAAGUAUUAUUGGUUUCCAAGCUCGUCCUGAUAAUUUGGGUUGGGUCAAUGCUUCAGGUUCUGAUAAAUCUGCUGGAUCACUUGAAGAAGUAGCUAUGCCUUAUGUUAAGGUACUAUCUACGUUUAGAGAUAAUGUUCGUUCAAUGGCUAUUGAAAAAGCUGCCUUAUCCGAAUUUUUAAAGUUAACUGAUUCUGUAAGAGAUAAUGAUCUACUGAAAUUAAAUAUUUCUUUAGAUGAUAGAAAUGGCCAAUCUGCACUUGUGAAAUUCUUAACUGAAGAAGAAAAACAAGAAAUUGUUAAAUUCAAUGAGGAGAAAGAAGCUAGAGAAGAAGCCAAGAGAUUAAAGAAGUUGGAACAACAAAAAUUGAAGGAACAAAAAGAACAAGAAAAAAAAGAAAAAGCUAAAGUAUCACCUUUAGAAAUGUUCAAAAAUAACGACCUAUAUUCUGCUUGGGAUGAUAAUGGUAUGCCUACAAAGGAUAAGGAUGGCAAUGAUGUCACUAAGAGUAUGACAAAGAAGUUGAAGAAACAAUGGGAUCAACAAAAGAAAUUACAUGAAGAAUUCUUUGGUUCUGCAAACUAA